AUGGCCGCCGCACUCGGAGUCGACAUCGUCACCUAUCCUGGACCUGACGCAGCACCUCCUGGCCAGCGCCCCCUGCCUGUGGCGUUCCUGUACAACGGGUUCCAGCUCAACAGCGGCGCGUACGACGCGUACGCGUCGCGCCUCGCCUCCCACGGCGUCGUCGUGCUGCGAUACGACACCCCCUUUGGAAAGAUUCUGACCGACACAGCGGAACUCCCCCUCUCCCAGCUCGCGCUCGAAGCGCUCGAAACACAAGCGGCGGCAGGUGCUCUGCCGGGCCUGGAAGGCGGGAGGGUCUCGGAGCAGUCCCCGCUCGCCGCGAUCGGCCACAGUCGGGGGGGCAAGUUUGUUGCGUUGCAGUUGGGGGCCGCGACGUCGACGUUGGUGGACGGCCGCGGGCGGAGGCGCGUGAUCUCGGCGGCGGUGAUGAUCGACCCGAACGACAGCUCGCGCUUCACCAAGGACAAGCCAGGCUACGAGUCCGGCGUUGCGGCGCUGGCCACGACGGCGCUCCCCGUGCUCGUCGUCGGGGCGGACGUGAUCGGGAGGUGCAACCCUGACGGCAGCAACUGGAAGGAGUUCGCGCGGGCGGCGCCGGCGGGGAGCUGGGUGGAGGUGGUGCAGGGCGCGGGGCAUUUGGAGUUCGCCGAGGUGAGCUGGGCGUUCCGGUUGCUCUGUCCGCGGGGUACGACACGCCCCGCGGACGCUAUCGAGCGCGCGCUGGCGCCGACGGUCGCGGCCGUGCUGCGCGGCGUGGCGGACGUCGCGCCCGAGGCGUGCGGGCUGUGGGACUGGGUUGCGAGGGAGACGGAGGCGGGGACGAUCACGUGGAGCGAGACCAAGGAUGGCGGGGCUCCAGAGGGUGGCCAUGCGGUGAGAGUCGCGGACGGCCGGCAGGGAAUCGACGCCGGGGAGCCUGCCAGCGCUAAGUGA
Pedinophyceae sp. YPF-701 is the source of this 933-nucleotide messenger RNA. Lineage: Eukaryota; Viridiplantae; Chlorophyta; Pedinophyceae. The record is from the annotation of a GenBank genome assembly.